AUGGCGCUUAAGGCCCCUUCUGAGAAUGGCAUUCUGUAUUCGCCGUACGCCGGAGGAUCAGUACCGAGAAUUUCUGUGUACCAGGCCAUUAAAGAAUGCUUGGAGAAAUACGGUAAAAAAACAGCCUUAGUAUGCAGUGAAGAUCAGGUGACGUGCUUCGAACUCUUCAAGAAGUUAAAGCAAUACGCCGCUGGAUUCCAGCGUCACGGUGUCGAGCCCGGAGACAAAGUGCUCGCACAUUUGGGCGAUUCGGUGGAAAGCUUCAUCGCCAUGUACGCCAUAGUGCUUGCCGGGGGCAUUGUCAUUCCAUCUGAUCCAGCGUCUGACAAAGGUGAAUUCCUUCAAAAACUAAGAGAUGGAAAAGCUAGCCACGUCUUCACAACCAAAACGACAGCGCACCUUUCUCCAAGCAAACUUGAAGAGGAAUGCAUCAAGGUAUUUGAACUUUGCUCAAAUUGCCGAAGAACCAAUUACGUCUGGCUACGCGACAACAUAAUAUAUGCGGCGUAA
This is a messenger RNA of Ixodes scapularis (black-legged tick), 510 nucleotides long. RefSeq names its product long-chain-fatty-acid--CoA ligase-like. Bases 1 to 510 code for a protein of 169 amino acids. NCBI's taxonomy places the organism in Eukaryota, Metazoa, Arthropoda, Arachnida, Ixodida, Ixodidae. The record is from RefSeq and is a predicted model, not a curated record. The transcript has 3 exons.